AUGGACAGAGUCUGCAAUAUCUGGAGCGUCGAUUCCUCGGCUGCUGAUAGUCUCCCUGGGGAACGAUAUCCAGCUCGGGACUCCCCCGAGAUUGGAAGCAUCACUGAUCGUCUGAAUCGGCUGAUUAUCGAACGCCUCGAUCGCACACCAGUAGAUAUGGGGUUGUCUGAUAUUAGAGCCGCACUGUCAAACCUGUUCGACGAUGCUGGGCGACGGACUCCUCAACCAAGCAAUCCUACGCCUGCCUUUAGGCAAAACUCCUUGAGCCCGCGCCCUCCUCGUCGAUCGCGGGGACGUUCUGAAGCAGCCCUGGUGUAUCAUGAUGUCAAGGACGAGGAGCUGCCAGAGAGUCGUUUCUACGACCCAGCGGUCCAAAAUGCCAUCAAGGACGCCAAGGCAUUGAUGACUCAGUUGGCAGGUGUUCUCGAAGACAGCCCUCUUCACAUCAACCCCGAUUCAACAAUCAGACGACUGUAUGGCCAAGCACUGGAUCUGUCCCAAUUUGAAGGACCUUCGACGCGGACUGUUGGGUUUGUUGGAGAUUCCGGCGUUGGUAAAAGUAGCGUCUUGAAUUCCCUUCUGGAUCAAAAGAACCUCGCUAGAACAAGCAAUAGCGGGGCCGCAUGCACCUGCGUUGUCACCGAGUAUCACCAUAAGGACGGGGAUGCUUUCACUAUUGACGUGGAAUUAUUCAGUCAGGAUGAGCUCAUGGAUCAGAUGAAGGAACUGCUUCAAUCGUAUCGAAUGUUUCACCUGAACGCGGGAGAAUUGAGGAGAAAUGAUGAGGCGGCAACGGUUGUCGAUAUUGAAGAGCAAGCAAACGUCGCUCGGGACACUUUCCGGUCCAUGUUCCGCGGUCAGCUGGCGAGAGAAGACUUCCUUAUCAAUGAGGAGGAAGCCACUGUCCUAAGAACCUUUCGUUCCUGGCUGCGGAGAGUGGACCUACCGCUUGAAGGAAGACAUGAGAAGCCUUCGCGGGAUAGUUGCGCUGCUUUCCUGAUGUAUCUGACAUCCGAAUCGGUAGAUACACGAACGCCAGCUGUUUGGCCUUUCGUCCGUAAGAUCAAGGUAUUUUUGCCCUCACAUAUUCUGAGCAAGGGUCUAAUCCUCGUCGACCUUCCUGGACUGCGUGACUCCAACUCGGCACGGAGACUUAUCACCGAAAGAUAUCUGGUCGAAUGUGAUGAGAUUUUUGCCAUAUGUAACAUUGGGCGGGCGACUACAGAUGUCGGUGUGGAAAGUGUCUUUGAACUUGCGCAACAGGCAGGGUUGUCCAAAGUUGGGAUCGUCUGCACAAAGUCUGAUGACAUUCGAGUUGAAGAAGCCAUGAAAGAUUGGCGAGGCCGACACGCAGAUCGUAUCCAGCAACUGAGCAAUGCAGUUUCAACCACUCAGGCAGAUAUUGAGAAUAUCAAUCUUGACCUGGCGGAAAUUGACGAGUUGGAGAUGACGGAACUGACAGACGAGGAACAAAGAGAAUCGAUUCGACUCCACAACGAACAGAGGCGAACCAAUGCGGUUUUGAAGAAGAAUUUAUUCGAACUAAAAGAGUAUCUGAUGAAGACCCGCAAUGCCAUUGUCACCAGGCAACUUCGAACAGCUUACGAAGACAAGAUUGCAGGCGGAAAUCUGGCGGUGUUCUGCGUUAGCAACAUCCUAUACUGGGAUGAACGACAUAAGCCGAGAGACGUGGCCCUCCCAUCACUGCAGCUCAGCGGUAUCCUUGCUCUACGAAAGCACUGCCUCGGCAUUAUUGCGGACAGUCAGUUGAGUAUUGCCAAGCGAUAUAUCAAUAACGACAUUCCCGCUAUGCUUGGAGAAGCUGCAUUGUGGGUUGAGUCUGGUGCAGGAAGCGCCGGUGCUGAACAAAAGCUCCAUAUUCGCGACACGCUGAAUUUGAUCGAGUCUCGGUUGAAGAGGGACUUGACAAGAAGGAACUCAGAUCUCAGCCUCGUUGGGACGUCGAUCAAAGAUGAGUUCAGGAUACGAAUCUAUGAUAAUCGACGCAACAAUACAUGGAGGACUGCAGCGGCGAAUGCCGCCUUGGAAUGGGAUCCUUGGGCGCCUGGGACCUAUUCAGCGUUCUGUCGCAAUUUCGGGAACCAUCGUACCAGAAUUGCCGGCUGGCAUGAUUGGAAUCAGGAGUUGAUUUGCACCAUGGCUAGAGAUGUGACGCCUCAGUGGGAUUCGGUGUGCACAUCUUGCAGGGCCAGACUGGAGCAGAGCUGUCGUCUGAUCCAGAGCCAGAUGGACUGGGCACUGGAAUUUCUUGAAAAUGAGCUUGAGCUUUUUCCUGGAGUCACCGAUCUCCUCCAGGAAACUUUGAUCUGCCACAAGAAAAUCAUGGAGUCCCAAGUAGAGGAUCUCACGGAUAAAACCGGCGCUGACUUGAACUCGCUACGUAUUGACGUACUUACCGGCAUUCGAACGUCCAUACUUGGUCAAGCGAUGGAGACCCCUUACAGGAGGUGUAACGCGGAACAUGGAGGAGGGAGUGAUGGGAGACGUAAAGACAUUAUCCGCAAUGCUGUUGAUCGCGUGGAUCUAUUUGAGAACCACAUGAUUGAGUUCAAGAGCAGAAUGAGGCUUUUAGCGGAUAACGUACAAACCGAGCUACAGGCUAUCGUCCGUGAUGGGUUGGCUGCGAUUACGUCGGUUCUUGACCUGAUCAGGAAUGACAAUGUUGCGACAGAAAGCGAGGAGAACCCCGAGUUGAGACGCCGCUUGGAACAAGAGAUCGCCACGAUCAAGGAACGGAUGAGACGGAUCAUGGAUAUCAUGGAGUGA
Molecule: messenger RNA, 2787 nt
Organism: Colletotrichum paranaense
Lineage: Eukaryota; Fungi; Ascomycota; Sordariomycetes; Glomerellales; Glomerellaceae
Exons: 16
Coding region: 1-2787 (928 amino acids)
Source: RefSeq, a predicted model, not a curated record